Messenger RNA from Drosophila ananassae, 5732 nucleotides. RefSeq names its product protein strawberry notch homolog 1. Gene Ontology annotation, biological process: regulation of DNA-templated transcription. Bases 127 to 5604 code for a protein of 1825 amino acids. NCBI's taxonomy places the organism in Eukaryota, Metazoa, Arthropoda, Insecta, Diptera, Drosophilidae. The transcript is spliced from 4 exons. The record is from RefSeq and is a predicted model, not a curated record. Gene Ontology annotation, cellular component: nucleus. Gene Ontology annotation, molecular function: chromatin DNA binding; histone binding.
UCCUCAGUCUACAUCCAGCUAUCGCAUAGUUCAAAUAUAUCUGAAAAACGCGCAGUGAAAUAUUCCUUAAAAUUGAUAAAGAAAAGUGAAAUCGUAUAUAAAUAGUUAUUUAAGUUAUCGAACGAAAUGCCGGCUAGAUCUAAAAUCAGUAACUCUGCUAAAGAGCCAAAAAGUGGUAGUGUUGAAAAAGCUUUAAAGGAUUUGACAGCUCAAAGCGGUGUCAAAACAGAUGGGGAGUCUCAAGAUGUGGCAGAUCCACCGAAGAGGGCAUCCAGAAGGUCCUCCAAGCGCCUAGAAGCUGAGGUGGGGUCUACUGACGGCUCUAGUCCAGUUAAGUCGACUUGCAAACGGCGGAGAUCGCAAUCAAGCACAAAUAAUUCGCAGCUUUCUGAGCUGGAAUCUAAGCGAAAACCCCGAGUGGCGGCAAGUGGUAAGAACAAAGACUCUCCCGAUUCCACAGGGAGCACUGCAUCCAGGGACGAAACUGAGAAGCCCUCCCAAUCAAGAAAUUCGAGAGGUACCACUCGUGGACCGCCGCAGAGGAGCCGCCAAAGCUACGCCAGAAAGAGCAAAACCAGCCAGGAAGCAAAAGCCAGCCAGGCUGCCCCUUCAACCUCUUCGGAAGCCACCAUUACAGUCAGCCCAGGGGCAGUGAAAGGACAAGCGAAUGCAUCAAAUGCUGGGCCUGUCCUGGCAACCAUAGACCAAGAGAAGAAUCUGCUCAAGGAGAAUCUGGGAAAUGCCUUGAUGGAUAGAAUGUUUAAGGAUAAUAUCAUCAAGCCGAAUCUUGGCAAGCAGAACCAGGUGAAGAAUCUAGUGAACAAUAAUGUGAGAGAGGAAAGCAAAGUCGGGAAGAACCUUCAGGGUGAAUGGCGAUCAGGUUCAUCUGGCUCUCCAACUAAAAUCGCUCAGCCAGACCUGUCACCUGUAACAGAAAACUCAGAUCAAUCAGAAGGGGAGUUAACGACGAAGAAAAAACGCACUCAGAAAAAAGUUCGUCCGGAGAAGCGCACUGUCAAUGGCAGUUCUGAUACUACGAACGGCUUGGCCAACUCCGAUCCAAGUGAGUUGGCGGCUACUACCCUUGGACGCAAGAAACGCGGUCGCAAGGAUGUCACGCCAGAAGAUUCUCAAGCCCAGCGACGUAUCCUUCACACAAACAGGGAUCUGAUGCGUCUGGCCGAAGCCGAUUCCUGUUCCAUGUACAAAACAAUGUACGAACCAGAGCCACCAAAGUCUGCCAUUAGCUCCUUCAACCUGCAUGACAUGAAAAUGGAGAUAGCUAAAGAACAGCAAAUGCUAGUGGAUACCACUCCUUUGGACAAACAGGAGGCUGCCCCUCCCUUGGACAAACAGGAGGGUGCCCCUCCCUUGGACAGUUUCGCAGCACUUGACGCUGAACUGGAUCAGAUUUUCCGGGACUCCACUGUGAGUGAACAACGCCCUAAUAAUAGCCCUCUGAAUAUAGACUUCGCUGUCGAGUUUGGGAUAGAGCCGUCGGACAAUUACACUAGUCCGGACGACAAAGAACUGGAAGCCCGACUGCAGGCCGAACUAGAGGCGCUUAUUCCUACCGAGGUGGUUCCUGCCGAAGCAAAACCGCCAGCUGCACCAGAGACGGUCCAAGCAUUCAUGCCAUCGCCUAGGCGCAUGACCACAGAGGCUGAUAUAGACGCACGGUUGCAAGCGGAGCUAGACUCUCUGCCUAUGAUUGAGGCUGACUCCCAGCCUGGCGAGGAAUCCCUUGAUGAUAUUCUAAGCUCAAUCUUUAGCGAGGUGCAGGCUUUGCCCCCUGUGGCUGCUCCUGCGUCGGUGGUUUCUGCACCCGCACCCGUGGUUGCUGGUCCUUACAGUAAACCUGGUUUAAUGACAGUACCAAUCCCAGCCCCAAGUCGUGCGGGACAUAAUUCUAUUAACGUAGGUAGGAACGUUGCGGCUCCGGUGACCCUAUCCAGGGCGCCAAUACAUCAGCGUGGCGGCGUGGCCCACCAGAUGCCGAUCGUCACUCGAUUGAAGAGUGUGCAGGGCGACGACAUAUCCGUCUCUUACACCACGGGACCGGAUGGUCUCGUAACAAAUGUGGCCAUGCUACAGCCACCGCCCAACAGGAUGGGACAGCUGAGGAAGGGCAAAGAAUUGGGCAGCUUUACAGCCAGCCAGUUGCAUAUGAUUAUGCAGAGCUCCCAGCCCUACUUGGCCUUGCCGAUGACCGUGACCGGAUGCCCUAACAUUGCCAUGUCAGAACCCCUCAGAUCCAGAGAUACCAUUACAGGCGCCUUCCUUGCCCCCGAACAAGCCGUCGAGGACGAGGAGGUGGAUUAUGAGGAAAUUGGAGUUGCUGAUACCUUCGCCGAGUACUGGCCUAGCAAGCUGAAGUUCGGAAUGGCCCACCCGGAUCCGGUUGUCGAGACGGCCACACUUUCCUCAGUCGAGCUCCCCGAUAUAACUUACCAGCUAUCCCUUCCCGAUAAAACUACGGCCUCGCUGAGUGCCCUGCAGUUGGAGGCAGUGGUGUACGCCUGCCAAGCUCAUGACCAAAUACUCCCCAGCGGCGAGCGAGCCGGGUUCCUCCUGGGUGAUGGCGCUGGCGUGGGCAAAGGCCGCACAAUCGCAGGCAUAAUAUUUGAUAACUACCUCAAGGGCAGGAAACGAGCCCUGUGGGUUUCCGUUUCGAACGAUCUGAAAUUCGACGCCGAAAGAGACUUCUACGACAUCGGAGCCCUGGACAAAAUCGACCUGGUGGCAAUAAGCAAAUUCAAGUACAGUCGCAUCGACUCUGAUGAGAACGAGAACUUCAAGAAAGGGGUGAUCUUUUGUACCUACACUGCCCUCAUUGGUGAAUCCCUAACAGCCAACUCCAAAUACAAAACACGACUGAGACAGCUGAUGAACUGGCUUGGUAAGAGGUUUGACGGCGUCAUAGUUUUCGACGAGUGCCACAAGGCUAAGAAUCUAAGUCUGAUGAACGUGGGAAAAUCCACCAAGACGGGCACUACAGUGCUGGAACUGCAAAAGCUGCUGCCCAAUGCCCGGGUUGUCUACGCCUCUGCCACGGGAGCAAGCGAGCCUAGGAACAUGGCUUACAUGGUGCGUCUGGGCCUCUGGGGACCUGGAACUGCCUACCCCGAGUUUUACGAAUUCGUGAACGCGGUGGAGAAGCGCGGCAUAGGAGCCAUGGAGAUCGUCGCCAUGGACAUGAAACUGAGGGGCACCUACAUCGCCCGCCAGCUGAGCUUCAAGGACGUGAGCUUCCGCAUCGAAGAGGUGCCAAUGUCGAAAGAGUUCCGUCGUAGCUACAACUUGGCCGCCGAGCUCUGGGCCGAAAUCAACAAAAAGUUCCAAAAAGCUUGUCGGCUAAUGUGCGUCGAGAAUAGAGUGCAAAAGAUUAUCACGUGCCAGUUCUGGUGCGCCCAUCAACGCUUCUUCAAGAACCUUUGCAUCGCCUCGAAGGUGAACCAUGUGGUCAAGAUGACGCGUCAGGCCACCCGAAUGGGCAAGGCGGUGGUCAUCGGCCUGCAGUCGACGGGAGAGUCACGCACCUUGGAGCACUUGGAGAGACAUCAUGGGAAACUGAACACCUUCGUUUCCACGUCGAAGAUGAUCAUACAGUCCUUCGUGGAGAAACACUUUCCGGCUCCCAAGCGCGACUCCUUCCACCAUCUGCUGAACACAGGGGAAUUCGAGCCAGAGGCCCGGUCCCGACCCCCACGUCCCAAGAAGGCCAAGAUGAAUCCUGACUGGUUUGAUGACGACAUGGACGCUGAGGCGGGCGAGAGCGACAUCGAGAUGUACGAAAACAGCUGGACCUCCGAAGACGAGCGGACCAAGGCAGGACGAAAGCGCCGUGGACGCCCACCGAAAGUGGAUAAAGUUGAGAAAAUCACGAUGCAGGAGCGCAUAUUGCAGCACUUGUGCAACAACAUGCGGGCCCAGGACAACGGAGGCGAGUCGAGCUACACAUUCGACAAUACAAAGCCGCAGAAGGCCAACAUAACCGAACGUGACGUGGAGCGCUGCAUCAAUUCACGUGAGCUUCUGCUAGAGAAGAUCGAAAUCUUGGGCCGCCGCAUGCCAGCUAAUACUCUUGACAAACUGAUCUCUGAGUUGGGCGGAACUAACUUAGUGGCAGAAAUGACCGGACGGCGAGGACGCGUGGUGCGAACAGAGUACGAUGGGUACAAGUACGAGCCCCGUUGCGAGAACGAUGCCUCCAUGGAUCUGGUUAACUAUCGGGAGAAGCAGCGAUUUAUGGACGGCAGCAAGCACGUGGCCAUUAUUUCGGAAGCCGCUUCCAGUGGCAUCUCUUUACAGAGCGACAAACGGGUGUCCAACCAGCGCCGGCGUCUACACAUCACUCUCGAGCUGCCGUGGAGCGCCGAUCGGGCAAUCCAGCAGUUCGGACGAACUCACCGUUCCAAUCAGGUAAACUCGCCAGAGUACGUAUUUGUGAUUACAGACCUGGCCGGCGAAAGACGCUUCGCCUCGACGGUGGCCAAGCGCCUGGAAAGCCUGGGAGCCCUCACUCAGGGCGAUAGACGAGCCACCGAUGCAAGGGACCUCUCCCAGUUCAACAUCGACAACAGCAUUGGCCGCAGUGCCCUCGAGAAUGUCAUGCAGCAGCUGACCGGAGACAAAACACUGGACAUCUCGCACCUGCCCACCAACUACAAAGGCGACUUCGCCUACGACUGCGGCGUGGCAAUGGCCGGAGUGGGCAUGUUGAAUGUCCGGGACGAGAACAAGGUCAAGAUAUUCACCGUGGAGAAGGACAGCAACAACAUAUCGAAGUUUCUGAAUCGCAUUCUCGGCUGUCGUGUGGAGAUCCAGAACGCUCUCUUCAAGUUCUUCCUGGACAAGAUGUACUCCCUGAUUUUGCAAAUGAAACGCUCGGGACGCUUCGAUCUCGGCAUACUCGACCUGGACGCCCACGGGGCCAGCGUAAAGUCCGUAAAGUUAAUGAGAUUCACUCGAAAACAUGCCACAGGAACAGCUGCUACUGAACUACACACAGUCACUGUAGAGAGGGGAAUGUCCUUUGAAACCGCCCUGAACAAGUUCCGCAAGGAAGCCCGCCAUGACCACGACGGUUUUUAUGUACUUCAGCAGUUGCGGCAUAAUAAAAACUCCUCGAUUUUGUGCCUUCAGGCGAAGGCCAAUUCGACGGAUCCUGCGCCAACCUCACCCAGCAAGAUCAGCCUACAGAUCUACCGCCCGAAUACCGGCCCACAAGUGCGUCUGGAGACACUCAGCUCGAUUAAAACGCGCUACGUAAAGGUUACCCCGGAGGUGGCGCGUUCCUUGUGGCAGGAGCAGUACGACAUGUGCUUGAAUAACUGCUCCCACUAUUUUUGGAACCGCGUAUGCCCCUAUCCCGUUGGCUGCGAAGUGGGCCUUCGGGUGCGCACCUACCACGUCCUCUCCGGCCUUAUGCUGCCCAUCUGGGACCGCAUUGAGCUGGUCAUCGAGAAGAACGGACACAAGAUUCAGAUCAUUCGCGUCAAGACCGAUGUGAACAAGAAGAUCGUGGGCACCGUGGUGCCGCACACCGUCUACAACGCUCUGGUGGCCGAUUUGUCCACGGACUCUCUGGUGGAAAGCUUUUAAAUCGACACACAGAAGGCCCUGAAGCAUGCCACACAAAAUAAUGGCACACAAUCCCCACAUAUAAAACACUCGAUUGCGCAAGCUCCAGGCAGCUUCUAUUGCCACUUUAAAAAUAUCAACUCAAAUUG